CCGCCCUAUCAGUCUUGUCCGCAUUACCUGUGGGAACGGAUGCACAACGGCGAGUAAUAGUGAGGAUGAUCCGUCGAACGAAGCUGCUCGGUAUCUGCGGUGUCGUGCUGGUGGUGGUGCUGGCGCUAACGUUGGGGCUCGUGUUCGGGCUGCAGAGUGACGACGACGGUGGGGACGAAGCGGAGCGAUCGUUUAAAAUCGACUAUGAGCGGGACACGUUCGUGAUGGACGGUAAGGACUUCCGGUACGUGGCUGGAUCGUUCCAUUACUUCCGCGCCCUGCCCGAAACGUGGCGCACGAAGCUGCGCACGUUGCGUGCCGGCGGGCUGAAUGCGGUCGACCUGUACGUCCAGUGGUCACUGCACAACCCGCGCGACGGCGUGUACAACUGGGAGGGUAUCGCGAACGUUACCGACAUCAUCGAGGCGGCGAUCGAGGAGGAUCUUUACGUGAUCCUUCGCCCGGGCCCGUACAUCUGUGCCGAGAUUGACAAUGGUGGUCUACCGUACUGGCUGUUCAACAAGUACCCGGGCAUUGCGGUGCGCACCAGCGACGCCAACUACCUGGAGGAGGUGCGCAAGUGGUACGGCGAGCUGAUGAGCCGCAUGGAACCGUACAUGUACGGUAACGGUGGGCCCAUCAUCAUGGUGCAGAUCGAGAACGAGUACGGUGCGUUCGGCAAGUGCGACAAGCCGUACCUGAACUUCCUGAAGCAGCAGACGGAGCGGUACGUGCAGGACAAGGCGGUGCUGUUCACGGUCGACCGGCCGUACGACGACGAGAUCGGUUGCGGCCAGAUCGAUGGUGUGUUCAUAACGACCGACUUUGGGCUGAUGACGGAGGAGGAGGUCGAUACGCACGCGGCCAAGGUGCGCUCGUACCAACCGAAGGGUCCGCUGGUCAACACCGAGUUCUACACCGGGUGGCUUACGCACUGGCAGGAAUCGAACCAGCGCCGACCGGCCCAACCGUUGGCGGCCACGCUGCGCAAGAUGCUGCGGGACGGUUGGAACGUCGACUUCUACAUGUACUUCGGUGGCACUAACUUUGGGUUCUGGGCCGGUGCUAACGAUUGGGGGCUGGGCAAGUAUAUGGCGGACAUUACGUCGUACGAUUACGAUGCACCCAUGGAUGAGGCGGGCGAUCCGACGAUGAAGUACACCAUCUUCCGGGACAUCAUUGGAGAGUACAUUCCGCUGGCAGUGAUGCCGAUUCCGGAUCCAGCGCCGAAGAUGACGCUGGAAGCUAUGCACCUGACCAUGGUUGAUACGAUUCUUUCGGAGCGUGGCCGGGCAAUGCUCGGUGUAGAGGCCGCCAACAAGGAGGGCCAGCUGCUUACCUUCGAAGCGCUGAACCAGAACUCGGGCUUCGUGCUGUACGAGACGACCCUGCCGAAGCUGACACGUGACCCCAAUAUGCUCACUAUCAACGGUCUGCACGAUAGGGCGCAGGUGUACUUGGACCAGUUCCUCGCCGGUACGUUGGCUAGGGAGAACGCUAUCGAUUCGCUUCCCCUCACCGCCGGUUACGGCUCGGAGCUUUCCAUUCUCGUGGAGAACCAAGGGCGCAUCAACUUCGAUAUCCUCGAUGACUACAAGGGCAUUUUGGGCAACGUCACUAUUCAAACGUUCGCCGAACCGUACACCAAGGAGCUGGAGCAGUGGAAGAUCACCGGCUAUUCGUUCGAUGACUACAGCAAGGUGGAACAGUUCAUCAAUACCGUUUCCGGUGGUUCCGGUGUGAAUGGUCGCGGAAUGGCCGUGCAUGGGCCGGUUGUGCUGAAGGCGGUGUUUGACGUUCCGGCGUCCGAGAUUCACGAUACCUACAUCAACAUGGACGGAUGGGGCAAGGGUUUCAUCUUUAUCAAUGGUUUCAAUCUGGGACGCUACUGGCCAGUGGUUGGACCGCAGGUUACGACCUACCUGCCCAAGGAGCUGCUCAAACCGACCGGCAACACUAUCGUGGUGGUCGAACAGCAGAAGGUACCCGCCGAUCGUAUGCUGCAUUUCUCUGCGAAGGCUAUUUUGGACGAAGCCUCGGUGCGUGCCCGUAGGAAAUGUGCUCUGUGGAAAACCUACUGCACCAACAACAUGGCUAACGUGGUGUGCACUCUGUUCGCUUUGGUGUUCUUGCUUGCUGCUCCCCGGUCGGUCGAUAUGCGACUGUUUAGCAUCGACUACGAUAACGACACCUUCGUGAUGGACGGUAAACCCUUCCAGUACGUGGCCGGCUCGUUCCACUACUUUCGCGCCCUGCCCGAGAGUUGGCCAUCCAUCUUGCGGUCGAUGCGCGCCGCCGGCCUGAAUGCAAUUACGACGUACGUCGAAUGGUCCCUGCACAACCCAAAGGAGGAUGUGUACAACUGGCAGGGAAUGGCGGACAUCGAGCACUUCCUCGAGCUGGCCGAUAGCGCCGGCCUGUACGUUAUACUGCGCCCGGGACCGUACAUUUGUGCCGAGCGCGAUAUGGGCGGCUUCCCGUCCUGGUUGCUGCACAAAUAUCCCGACAUACUGCUCCGCACAAACGAUCUCAGGUACCUGCGGGAGGUACGCACCUGGUACGCACAGCUGCUGUCUCGCGUCCAGCGGUUCCUCGUCGGGCAGGGUGGUCCCAUCAUAAUGGUACAGGUCGAGAACGAGUACGGCUCGUUCUAUGCGUGCGAUCACAAGUACCUCAACUGGUUGCGUGACGAGACGGAGCGAUACGUGAUGGGCAAUGCGGUCCUCUUCACCAACAAUGGGCCCGGGCUGGAGGGAUGCGGCGCAAUCGAGCACGUUCUAAGCUCGCUCGACUUUGGACCCGGAACAGAGGAUGAAAUUAAUGGAUUUUGGACCACGCUGAGAAAAACGCAACCCAAGGGCCCGUUGGUAAACGCGGAGUACUAUCCCGGCUGGUUGACGCACUGGCAGGAACCGCACAUGGCUCGCACGGACACCAAACCGGUCGUGGACAGUCUGGACUUUAUGCUCCGGAACAAAGUCAACGUAAACAUCUACAUGUUCUUCGGCGGGACCAACUACGGGUUCACGGCUGGCGCCAACAACAUCGGCGCAGGGGGAUACGCAGCCGAUCUUACCUCGUACGACUACGAUGCACCGCUCGAUGAGUCCGGCGAUCCGACGCCCAAGUAUUUCGCCCUGCGAGACACAAUCUUGAAGUACUUCCCCAAGCCCGAUCUGCCCGUGCCCCAACCGACUAACAAAGUGCAACUCCCACCACUGAACAUGACGCGUCUGGGCAGUCUUCUCGACCCAUCCCUGCUGGAGCGGCUCGCCACGCAAACGGUCACCUCCCGACUGCCCCUGUCGUUCGAGGCACUGAAUCAAGUGUCCGGGCUCGUGCUGUACGAGACGCUCCUACCGGACGACAUCAGGACGGACCCACGUAAGCUGAUCGUCGAAGGCGUGCACGAUCGGGGGUACGUGUUCGUGGGCGACCAGUUCGUCGGUGUACUAUCGCGCGAAAACCAAAUCAACACGCUGCCGCUCGCCCUGGACGCUGGCCAGACGCUGCGCAUCGCCGUCGAGAACCAGGGCCGUAUCAACUUUGGCAUUGCGAACGAUGGUAAAGGCAUCCUCGGCAGCGUGUUCGUCAACACCCGGCAGCUGUACAACUGGACGAUGUACGGGCUGCCGCUGAGCGACUUUAAGCCCAUCGUCCACGCGAUUAGGCACCACCGGAAGCAUCAUCACCGUGUCCGCAGGGCGUCACAGACCGCCGGCACGCCAAUGUCCCUGUACUAUGCGAUAUUCGACAUCGAGGGACAGCUGGCGGACACCUAUCUCGAUCCGACCGGAUGGGGCAAGGGCAUCGUGUUCGUCAACGGGUUCCUGCUCGGUCGUUACUGGCCCACGGUGGGGCCACAGGUUACGCUGUACCUUUCGAAGCAUUUGCUAACGCAAAAGAACAACUACCUGGCGGUGAUCGAGUAUCAGAAGGAGUUUGGUGACUCGAUACCGCCGCUCAAGUUCUCGGCAACUCCUUCGUUUAACUGAGCGCGUUGUUAUCGUGCUGCUCGUGUGCUGCAAUCGUGGUUCUAUCUUAUCGUCUGUGCGCAUUUCCAGAUCGAUCGACCUGGUUUCGAUACCGAAUUGUAGCGCAGCACUGUUACAAAACGCGUCUCCCACUUAAGCCACUGAGACGCCUCUUAAGUAGCCGGGUGUGUAAGUAAGUAGGUUUAAAUCGUACACACUAACGACCCAAACAAUCCCACUCUUUUGUUGACAUACAAUG
This is a messenger RNA of Anopheles merus, 4233 nucleotides long. RefSeq lists its product as uncharacterized. The transcript is spliced from 14 exons. Bases 66 to 3995 code for a protein of 1309 amino acids. Gene Ontology annotation, molecular function: beta-galactosidase activity. The record is from RefSeq and is a predicted model, not a curated record. NCBI's taxonomy places the organism in Eukaryota, Metazoa, Arthropoda, Insecta, Diptera, Culicidae. Gene Ontology annotation, cellular component: vacuole. Gene Ontology annotation, biological process: carbohydrate metabolic process.